Pocillopora damicornis (cauliflower coral) is the source of this 1084-nucleotide messenger RNA. Its product is annotated as melanocyte-stimulating hormone receptor-like. The record is from RefSeq and is a predicted model, not a curated record. NCBI's taxonomy places the organism in Eukaryota, Metazoa, Cnidaria, Anthozoa, Scleractinia, Pocilloporidae.
CACCCAAAGGUUCUCGGGAAAAUUGGUUUUUUUACCCAACAGAAAUUUUUUUAUGCGACUGUCAGCUAGGACGCAAGGGAAACGCCGAAGACAGAAUUAUGUCCCCAACAAAUUUAAGUAGCGGUGGAAGUCACACGAAAUCAUUUCAUGAACUGCUAUGCUCUCCCUCUUUGGUUGGUGGGCUUCAACAACAACUAUCAAUUUGCUUCGUAGCGGUUGACAUUCUCCUCUCCAUUACAGCAUUUUUUGGAAAUUCUCUCAUCCUUGUUUCCCUUUGCAAAGAAUCUUCCCUACAUCCGCCGUCCAAACUCCUGUAUCGUUGUUUGGCAACCACUGAUCUGUUGGUUGGUGUUAUUACCCAGCCUCACAUGGCUCUACAUUGGAUGCCCGCGUCUCAAGAACACUGGAGCCUUUGUCGAUACGCAAGGGACGCAGUCGACAUUACAGGCUAUGUAUUUAUUUUAGUGUCUUUGAUGACGAUGACAGCCAUAAGCGUGGACAGACUUCUCGCCCUGUUGUUGGGACUGAGAUACAAACAAAUUGUAACUUUGAAGCGCAUGUAUAUUAUUGUAACUACCUUUUGGGUUUUUAACCUUGUGGCCUCUUUAAGUAGAUUUUUUGAUCACCGUGUAACCUAUUUGUACAGCAGCCUAGUUAUAUCAUUUUGCCUGGUAAUAUCACUCGCAUCGUACACAAAGAUUUUUUGCACUCUCAGAUAUCAUCAAGCACAAGUUCAGGCAGAAGAUCCCGUUCAACAACAGCCGAGCCAACUAGAUGUACUGAACAUAGCUCAAUACAGAAAAGCAGUGUAUAGUGUACUGUGGGUGCAGUUAGCAUUAGUUGUUUGUUUUGCACCAUUCUUUAUCGUGGUUACCGCGAUUGCACAUAGUAACAAAACACAUUCAUCACACUUGGUCAUCCUAUGGGGAAUAACCGAUGUCUUGGUUUACUUUAACUCGACGUUAAACCUGUUUCUUUACUGCUGGAGGAUAAGUGAAGUAAGACAAGCAAUGAAGCAGACAAUCAGACAAGCACUUUGCUGUCCAUGGAGUCAGACCAUCUCGAGUUUUACCCGAUCGUACUG